This is a messenger RNA of Durio zibethinus, 2038 nucleotides long. The record is from RefSeq and is a predicted model, not a curated record. Lineage: Eukaryota; Viridiplantae; Streptophyta; Magnoliopsida; Malvales; Malvaceae.
UGUAAAGCAAGUGGUGCAUCAGCUACCACAGCAACAUUUAUACAUUAAUGAUAAAUGUUUCAAUUCUGCUCUUGCAAACUCUGAUACUAUUACACUUGUUGCCAAAACUGGCCCACCUUAGAAACCUUUUUCCUCCUAUAAGACCUCCCCGAUUCAUUCCGUCCUCCUCUACCUUCAAAGGCUCAACAAUCACUGCAGCAAAUUGGAACGCUUCAGCUUCAGGCAUCUACUGCAGAACUUAAACCAUGAUUCCUGGUGAGCUCACAGGACUUCACUACCUAGCACCAGAAAACCCGAUCCUGAUUCCAGCCAACCUUGCCAUGAUGCAAAAUGCAAUACCAGCUUUUCAUUUCAGUAGAUUCUUAAACAGUCUACCUAAUUCCCACAUCCCACUGCCUGCUCAUGAAUUCACUGCACAGUCCUCAAGUAUCAGCAAUAAUUCAACUUCAGAUGAAGCCGAGGAACACCAGCUCGGGGUCAUCGAUGAAAGGAAACAGCGAAGAAUGAUAUCUAAUAGAGAAUCUGCUCGUAGGUCAAGGAUGCGGAAACAGAAGCACCUGGAUGAACUGUGGUCACAGGUGAUUAGGCUUCGCAACGAGAACCACAGUCUCAUAGACAAGUUAAAUCAUGUAUCAGAGUGCCAUGACCGAGUUCUUCAAGAAAAUGCAAGGCUCAAGGAAGAAGCCUCUGAUCUUCGCCAGAUGCUGAUGGACCUAAAAAUCGGCAGUCCAUAUUCUCUUGCAUUGAGAGAGCUGGAAGAGGUUCCCUGCAACACUGCUCACCUGAGAUCUGAGUCGACAAACCAAUCCAUUGCUAACUCUGUAGACUUGCUUCAUUGAGAUGAGAGUUAUCUUACUAUAUAUGUACCUCAGUUUGCUACGGUUGUUAAUCAAGACUUUGCCUUAGUUUGAUCUGUAUGAUAUCAGAAUCAAACCAUGCAAUAACAUCUUUUGAUCAUUUUAUCCUAACUCAUCAGCUUAAUGGUCUACAGACGUUCAGUAAACUGUCCAUGGUUUGAAGCAACUGUUUGCAGCUCUUCUCGCCGCAUAACAUUCCAGAGUUGAAUAUGUGAAAAUGAUAUCUGCAGUGGUCCAUCAGAAGUAAAUCAAAAACUCAAUCAUGACUUUUAUCUAUUAAUCAUUUUAUGAACCCCACCAACUCUGGUUAUAGAAUUUCACCUGAAAUAUGGAUUAGAAAAAAACAGUAUACAGCACUGAGAGACUAAAAAAUAGAAAACCCUGACGCAUAAUAUGAAUUAUAUUUCACCAAUUUUACUGCCAUAAGGGGAAAAACGUUUUUUGUUCUUUUAUCAUGUGCGGUAUACAAUUGUCAAGAAACAAGCUGCUUUUAGAGUGGUGGCCCUUGUGUGAACAAGAUCCAGUCGUGCCACAAAGAGGCCCCAUAGCCAGUCCAAUCUCUAGUGUUGCUUACAAUAACAGGGGCAAGUGGACAAAUGGUGGUGGAGAUGCUGCUAUUAGUGGUUAAUCAUUCAAAUAACUACUAUACCAGGCAAAACACUUGAAAAGGCUCUCCACUAACAUAACCCAAUUCAGCUUUUUUGUGAGGGCAUCAAUUUGCCUGCAUAGCUUGGGUUCAGCCCAGCUUACAUUGUUUUCACCAAAAAGAAGCGACAUCAAGCACAGCCUACGCUUCAGGUGCCUGCUUGAACAAUACCCUUUUUCACCAUGCCAGAUCCAACUGCAUUAGCAAGUCCUAUCCAUAUCUCUCUUGCUUUCUCGUUGUUACGUGUAUGAUCGUGCAAUCCAUGCUUGCUCCUAUGUUAUGGAUAUUCGUCCAAGUGAUGGCGCCACUAACCAGUUUCUGCACAAAUGGGUACAACCUGUAGGCUUCGUCUGUUCUUUACAGAGAUAAACAAGUAAUGCAGAAUAUACUUAGUUUUUUGUUAACGCAUCUAUUUUUUUUAGCAUAAUUGUUACAAUGUUCGUUAUGGUUCCUUUGCUUGACCUGUCUGCUAACCGAACACUCUAUAGCAGUUAACAGAUUUGCCAUUUCUUGGGAGAUCAUUUCAGACCAGGCA